CGGAUCUCAUCUCAUCUCGGCCGGUCUUCGAUCCCCAAACCCCCCCGCCCCGCCGGAGUCCCCCCUGCUCCGACGAGCCUCGCCGCGCCGCGCCGAUGGCUGUGGAGGGCCGCCGCCGCGUGCCGCUGCCGCUGCCGCCGCCGACGAGGCGGGGGAAGCAGCAGCAGCAGCAGGGGGGGGAGAGGGCGAGGAGGGUGCAGGCCGGGGACGCGCUCCCGCUGCCGAUCCGGCACACGAACCUCAUCUUCUCGGCGCUGUUCGCGGCGUCGCUGGCCUACCUGAUGCGGCGGUGGCGGGAGAAGAUCCGCACGUCGACGCCGCUCCACGUGGUGGGGCUCGCCGAGAUCCUCGCCAUCUGCGGCCUCGUCGCCUCGCUCAUCUACCUCCUCAGCUUCUUCGGCAUCGCGUUCGUGCAGUCCGUCGUCUCCAACAGCGACGAUGAGGAGGAGGAGGAGGACUUCCUGAUCGACUCCCGCGCCGCGGGCCCCGUCGCCGCGCAGGCUACCCCUCCGCCGGCGCCGGCGCCGUUCUCGCUGCUGGGGAGCGCCUGCGCCGCCCCGAAGAAAAUGCCGGAGGAGGACGAGGAAAUCGUGGCCGAGGUCGUGGCGGGGAAGAUCCCGUCGUACGUGCUGGAGACCAGGCUGGGCGACUGCCGCCGCGCCGCCGGGAUCCGGCGCGAGGCGCUGCGGCGGACCACGGGGAGGGAGAUCAGGGGCCUCCCCCUCGACGGCUUCGACUACGCCUCCAUCCUCGGCCAGUGCUGCGAGCUCCCCGUGGGCUACGUGCAGCUGCCGGUGGGCGUCGCCGGCCCGCUCGUGCUCGACGGCGAGCGGUUCUACGUCCCGAUGGCCACCACCGAGGGCUGCCUCGUCGCCAGCACGAACCGCGGGUGCAAGGCCAUCGCCGAGUCUGGCGGUGCCACCAGCGUCGUGCUCCAGGACGGGAUGACGCGCGCCCCCGUCGCCCGCUUCCCCUCCGCGCGCCGCGCCGCCGAGCUCAAGGGCUUCUUGGAGAACCCGGCCAACUUCGAUACUCUUGCCAUGGUCUUCAAUAGAUCGAGCAGAUUCGCUAGGCUGCAGAGAGUGAAGUGCGCGGUGGCCGGGAGGAACCUCUACAUGCGGUUCAGCUGCAGCACAGGGGAUGCCAUGGGGAUGAACAUGGUGUCCAAGGGCGUCCAGAACGUGCUGGACUACCUUCAGGAUGACUUCCCUGACAUGGAUGUCAUCAGCAUAUCAGGUAACUUCUGUUCUGACAAAAAGUCAGCUGCUGUAAAUUGGAUUGAGGGACGUGGAAAGUCUGUGGUUUGUGAGGCAGUAAUCAAAGAGGAAGUUGUGAAAAAGGUUCUCAAGACCAACGUUCAGUCACUAGUAGAAUUGAACGUCAUCAAGAACCUUGCUGGUUCAGCUGUUGCUGGAGCUUUGGGUGGCUUCAAUGCCCAUGCUAGCAACAUUGUAACAGCCAUCUUUAUUGCCACCGGUCAGGAUCCUGCACAGAAUGUGGAAAGCUCCCAGUGCAUCACAAUGUUGGAAGCUGUAAAUGAUGGCAAAGAUCUUCAUAUCUCUGUUACUAUGCCAUCAAUUGAGGUGGGCACGGUUGGUGGAGGCACACAGCUGGCCUCACAGUCUGCUUGCUUGGACCUACUUGGCGUGAAGGGCGCAAACAGGGAAUCCCCAGGAUCAAAUGCGAGGCUCCUGGCCGCCGUUGUGGCUGGCGCUGUCCUUGCUGGGGAGUUGUCCCUCAUCUCUGCUCAAGCUGCAGGCCAUUUGGUCCAGAGCCACAUGAAAUACAACAGAUCCAGCAAAGAUAUGUCCAAGGUCGCCUCUUGAGCGUAUCAUUUGGAUCAUUGCCGAGGAAAUGGACAAAACCCCGUAAUGUUAACUACUGUCUAAUUGUCUUCUUGUACCCGCUGGAGAGAGACUGGAAGUGGACACCCAAGAGCUUCACAUGCUGAUUCCAUGUGGCAUGCUCGAGGUAAAAAAAAAAAAGGAAGAAAAAAAAGAGACAAACCCAUCAGGCUAACGGGUGUCUACUCAGUAGAGUUGAGUGGCCAUAUUUACCAGGCGGAGGAUGCCGUUGGUGGUGUAUGUGGCCUAUUCGUUUAUUGAUGUUUAUUAUUGCUCUUCUACAAAGUCGCUAACUCCGGACGAUGGGCAUUCUUCUAUCACUGGGUUCUGUGUCCAAAGCAAGCUUGCAUUACAGUUCACAACCCUUCCUUGGGCGCGUCGUCGGCAGCUGCUGGAUCUUUCUGUCAGUUACUGCCUCGAGAUGCUUGUAUUACAGUUUCAGCUUUGUAACUAGCCAAUUAGUUUUUUCGUCUAAUCUUUUUUUAUUUUAAUCUUGCCCUGGUGAUAGUCGGUGAUGUUCCUGUAAAAAAAUGUUGUGGUUCAGGGUGGUUAUUUAUAAUUCGUGUUGGUGGUGAUGCAACUGUAUGGGUAGAGUUUUAUGUUGUUUCCCUUAAUAAAUUUUCUUUUACCAAAUGCUUAUCCUUUUUACUGG
Molecule: messenger RNA, 2496 nt
Organism: Oryza sativa Japonica Group (Japanese rice)
Lineage: Eukaryota; Viridiplantae; Streptophyta; Magnoliopsida; Poales; Poaceae
Product: 3-hydroxy-3-methylglutaryl-coenzyme A reductase 3-like
Biological process (GO): sterol biosynthetic process; coenzyme A metabolic process; isoprenoid biosynthetic process
Cellular component (GO): peroxisomal membrane; endoplasmic reticulum membrane
Molecular function (GO): hydroxymethylglutaryl-CoA reductase (NADPH) activity; protein binding
Source: RefSeq, a predicted model, not a curated record